UGGAAUAUUAAGAUGUUGAGACGACUCUCUUCAGCUCCGCUACGACCAUCUUCUUUCUUCUCUCUGUAAAACCCUAACUUAAUUCAAUCCAUUCUUCUCUCGUUCUCUCUCUAAAAUUUUCCCCUUUCUCUCUCUAUCAACAAAAUUGAAACUUUCCUUAUCGAUCUUUCAAUUUGUUCAACUCAACAUUUGAUUCCCUUAUCGAUCUUUUCAAUUCAAGAUUGGGGAAAAUUAGGCAUUUUUUUAAUUCAAAAUUAGGGUUUUUCUUCGAUUUUCGAGGGGCAAGGCUGGCGAUUGGUGCUGAAAUCGGGUGAUGGCGGAUCCGCCAUAUGUCCGCCCACAAAAAAAUAAAGUUUUUGUGGAAUUUUUGUGGUUAGAAUUUGUUAGUUGUGUUUGUGGAGUAGUGUGGGAAGCAGUUCGAGAAUGCUGAGUGUGUUACGGGUACAUUUGCCGUCCGAUAUACCGAUCGUAGGCUGUGAAGUCACGCCUUAUGUGCUUUUACGUCGUCCUAAUAAGGAUAAAUCUGUCAUUUCUGAAGAUGUACCGGAAACUGCACCUGUUGAUGGCUAUUUCUUGAGAUAUAAGUGGUAUCGUAUACAAAGUGAUAAAAAAGUUGCCAUCUGUAGUAUCCAUCCAUCUGAGCAAGCUACGUUGCAGUGCCUUGGGUGUGUGAAGGCCAAAAUCCCUGUCGCUAAGAGUUACCAUUGCUCACCUAAAUGCUUCUCAGAUGCAUGGCAACAUCAUCGUCUUCUGCAUGAACGUGCCGCCAGUGCUGUGAAUGAAAAUGGAAAUGAUGAGGAAGAAUUAUUUGGACGAUUUAAUAGUACUGGGUCCGGCGUUAUUAAUGCAAGCUUGACUUCUUCUCAAUCAAGUGGCAGCUUGGCAAAUGGAACCACACCUUUAUAUCCUGCAGCAGUACAAAGAAAUGGCGGCGAAACCUGGUUUGAAGUUGGACGGUCAAAAACAUAUACGCCAACUGCAGAUGAUAUUGGUCAUGUGCUUAAAUUUGAAUGUGUUGUUGUAGAUGUAGAAACGAAAUCACCUGUUGGACCUGCUAGUACCAUAUUGACUUCCCGGGUGAUUCCAGCUCCAUGUCCAACUCCUCGUCGCAUGUUUUCGGUUAGCGGAGUUGAUAUUCCUGGACAUCUGGAUUUGGACGGUCGAUUAUCAUCAUCAGGAACUUUCACUGUGCUCUCCUACAAUAUUCUGUCUGAGGUAUAUGCAACAAACGAAUUAUACAGUUAUUGCCCCUCUUGGGCUCUUUCUUGGACAUAUCGUAGACAGAAUCUGUUGCGUGAAAUAGUUGGCUACCGUGCAGACAUUGUUUGUCUUCAAGAGGUUCAAAGUAAUCAUUUUGAGGAAUUCUUUGCUCCUGAGCUGGAUAAACACGGUUAUCAAGCUCUGUUUAAAAGAAAAACUGCUGAGGUAUUUAGUGGGAGUAUCAACAAUAUUGAUGGUUGUGCUACAUUUUUCCGCCGAGAUAGAUUCUCUCAUGUUAAAAAAUAUGAGGUCGAGUUUAAUAAAGCUGCACAAUCUUUGACUGAUGCUGUAGUUCCCAUUGCCCAAAAGAAGACUGCAUUAAAUCGUUUGGUUAAGGAUAAUGUUGCACUUAUAGUGGUUUUGGAAGCAAAGUUCAGUAACCAGGGGGUCGACAACCCUGGAAAGCGUCAACUAGUUUGUGUGGCCAACACACAUGUAAAUGUUCAGCAAGAAUUAAGGGAUGUCAAACUUUGGCAGGUUCACACACUUCUCAAAGGACUUGAAAAAAUCGCUGCCAGUGCCGACAUCCCAAUGCUGGUCUGUGGUGAUUUUAAUUCGGUGCCUGGAAGUGCUCCUCAUACACUUCUUGCUCUGGGGAAAGUUGAUCCAAUGCAUCCAGAUCUAGGAGUGGAUCCUCUUGGUAUUUUGCGUCCACCUACAAAGUUAACACACCAGCUGCCAUUGGUUAGUGCUUAUUCAUCCUUUGCCAGAAUGGGGGUGGGGCUUGGUCUAGAGCAGCAAAGGAGGAGGAUGGAUCCUAAUACCAAUGAGCCUUUGUUUACGAACUGCACCAGAGAUUUUAUUGGCACUCAUGAUUAUAUAUUCUACUCAGCUGAUUCAUUAACUGUUGAAUCUUUAUUGGAGCUCUUGGAUGAAGAAAGCUUGCGAAAAGACACAGCACUUCCUUCUCCAGAGUGGUCCUCUGAUCAUAUAGCGCUCUUAGCUGAGUUCCGCUGCAAGCCUAGAACCAGACGCUGACGGGUCUUGCUGCAAAGGAUGAGUUCAAAAUAGAAGCAGAAACAAUUAAAGGAUGAAAGAUAAGUUAUUGUAAGAAUAGUAGAUGAGGCGCCUUGUUCCUUUUUUUUUCUUUUUCUUUUCUUUUCUCGGUAUCCCCAUGGUGGUAUAGCUGUUGAGCUCCUUGUGUCAUGCUACAUUUGAUCUCAUAGAAAAAUUAUGAUAGUGUUUAAUCUUAUUUCCUUUCUCAAGUUUUAGUAACA
Molecule: messenger RNA, 2477 nt
Organism: Lycium barbarum (goji berry)
Lineage: Eukaryota; Viridiplantae; Streptophyta; Magnoliopsida; Solanales; Solanaceae
Product: carbon catabolite repressor protein 4 homolog 1-like
Exons: 12
Coding region: 424-2238 (604 amino acids)
Biological process (GO): nuclear-transcribed mRNA poly(A) tail shortening
Cellular component (GO): CCR4-NOT complex; nucleus; cytoplasm
Molecular function (GO): poly(A)-specific ribonuclease activity
Source: RefSeq, a predicted model, not a curated record